AUCAAAGGAUCAAGAAAUUGUGAAAUGAAACGGUGGAUGUGAAAACGGUGAAAAGUGAAUCGCUAAUGAUUGUAACUAUUGUGUGUUAAAAAUCCAUUGAUUACACGUUUUUUCAUACUUAUUCAGACCUAAUAAUGGAUAAAAGAAAACUAUCCACUGCGGGCGAUAGUCUCUAUCUAAUAUUACAAGUCCCUAAAACCGCAACGGCAGAUGAUGUCAAGAAAAGCUAUCGGAAAUUAGCACUUAAAUAUCACCCAGACAAAAAUCCUAACAACCCUGAAGCAUCUGAAAAGUUUAAAGAAGUAAACAGGGCCAAUACAAUCUUAAGUGACGCUACGAAAAGAAAUAUAUAUGAUAACUAUGGCUCUCUCGGUCUCUACAUUGCCGAGCAAUUUGGGGAAGAAAAUGUCAACGCCUAUUUCGUCGUCACAAGUACAUGGUGCAAAGCAUUAUGUGUCGUGUGUGGUAUUUUGACUGGUUGUUACUUUUGCUGCUGCUUGUGUUGCUGCUGUAACUGCUGCUGUGGCAAGUGCAAACCUCGUCCACCAGAAGAGUCUGGAGACUACCACACGCUGGAGCGAGAUGACUCAGAUGGAGUGCAGCCAGUAACUUCACAACCGGGACCUGAAGGCCGUCCCACCGGUGACCAGGCACCACCGAUUGUGCUGCCUGCGCCAUCGGCUCCUGGGGCCUCAGAAAAUACGGGCCUCAAUACAGGCAGCAGUAUUCCAAAAUACACUUGAAGUGUCACCUAGCCUAAACUAUAAUGUAAGAGAAAAGAGGAACUGACUACCUUUUACCACCACCAUGCAAAUUAUGUAAGCCUUAAGUUUUUUAUGUUACUAUUUUUUAAUAGUUUUUUUUGUAACUUUGAUUUAAUUCAUUUAUAUGUGGUUAUUUUGAUUGCAAUUCUGUGAUAGCCUAUUUAUUUUUACUGGACUACCUAUAUUAUAUUUACUUGAAAUGCAGUAUUAGCUAAAAUGCAUUAAAGACAGGCUGUAUAUUUUAUCAUUUCUUUAGCUGACUGCACUGUUUUUUAGCUGGCCAGUAAAAUACCUAAUAGAACUGAGUGGAUCUAAGAAUUACAAAUAAAUAAUAAUUAAAGUCUUUAAUUGUGUCAUAACAUUGUAGUGAAAGACAGUUACUUAUGCCGAUUUAUUAAGUAAAAAUAACUGUUAAUUUCCAGAUUGUUUAUAUUUUCUUAUAAUAUAAACACCACAUCACAGAAAGAAAUAAAUUCAAUAAUAAGCUUCGCCUUGAUAUGGAUUUUUUAUUUAAAUUACUAUUAUGCUUAUGCUUAAUCAAUAUAAAAGUUAUCAGGUAGGAUUACUUUGAAUAAUAUGUAACAUGUAUGUUAAGAAAAUUUGUCUUGAAGUAUUUAUCUAGCUGCAACUAAUUACUAUUAUGGCUGAGAUGUCCACAAUUUUCCUUAAUAUAUUAAAAAAAAUACUUUUACGGGAAAUUUCAAUGAGUAAAACUACUACUCACUAGCUAUAGUAUAAUGUGUUUAGAAGUUUAAGGCAUCUAUACAUUGUUAAUAAUUUUAUAGGUAGGUACAGUAUUGCCUAUUCAAAGCAAUUUGCAAACCUGUUUUCGAACAGGUAUUUGUCACCUGCCUCUACUUUCCGUAGCUAAAAAUGUAUCGUCGUAAUGUUAUUUGAAAUAAAUGUGUUUAAUUGAA
This is a messenger RNA of Pieris napi, 1681 nucleotides long. It is a transcript of the gene Csp, whose product is annotated as dnaJ homolog subfamily C member 5. Gene Ontology annotation, biological process: regulation of neuromuscular synaptic transmission. The coding region runs from base 135 to 743 and encodes 202 amino acids. Gene Ontology annotation, cellular component: type Is terminal bouton. Lineage: Eukaryota; Metazoa; Arthropoda; Insecta; Lepidoptera; Pieridae. The transcript has 2 exons. The record is from RefSeq and is a predicted model, not a curated record.